Darwinula stevensoni is the source of this 550-nucleotide messenger RNA. NCBI's taxonomy places the organism in Eukaryota, Metazoa, Arthropoda, Ostracoda, Podocopida, Darwinulidae. The record is from the annotation of a GenBank genome assembly.
AUCCGAGGCGCACACGGGCUCACUCAUCCCGACGACUCACGGGAGAACCGCCGAGUCGGACGGCAUCGUCGAUGGGCACGCACGUGACGUGUUUGGAUGAAGGCGAACCGCCAUCUGCGCCUCGCAGGGUUGUGCAACUUCACCUUCAACCUUUCAUGGAUGAAAGGGUUGCGCCGGUACUAAACAUGUCCUCAGCUGCAAGUUGUUUCAUCGAGCGACACAUUUCGAAAUUGGAUAGGGUGCCCCAUUGGAUCCCAUGCGCCAGGGCCCAACGACGAGUGAAUCCAACGACGAGCCACACCAGUUUGGAUCCCCGGGGAGUCUCAAAACGCAGAAGACGUCGGCCUUGACGAGUCAACAUCGUCUGUUUUCCAUACCCGACCGCACAGACGCAAUUCCGCCCCACUUCCCCAAGGACAGACCGAAAAUGCGGCGCAAACUGACCGAUGCGAAGAAGACGGGUAAACAAGAACGACCGCAAGCGGAAAUAGGAAGCGGAGAGGAGGUGGAUGACCAUGAGGUGAACAAGAUGAAUGACCAUCAGGCAAGC